UAAUUUAUCUUGCAUAGGAAGCAACAGGCCACAACAAAUAAAAGUUUUUAUUGAAUUAUGUUUGAGUUUCUAGUGGAUGUAAUGUAUGCCGAAUUAAAGAGGGCACUCUUAUAAAUUAAGUGAGCUUUUAAAGUGGAGUUUGCAGACUGAUAACGCUCCUCACAAUCAGAAAAAUCUUUAAAUAGCAUUUUUUAAAACCGGGUUUGGCGCGUGCUCCUCUCUCAGCUGCCUGGCGGUGAAAUGAGACCCAACCCGUUCCCCUGCACACCUCGGACCGCCUCAACCUGCUUACCGACAACAAGACGCGCGCCAGGAGGACUCGGUGUCAUCAGUGACGUCACAGCCGCCGGUCACUCGUUAACUCGUUAAGUCACCUCCACCGACCUGCAGAGCCGCUGAGGAGCAUGACAGACAGAGAGCGUGCGUAAUGUUUAACGUCGUGCACCAGGCUCGGAAAUACGUCCCCACGCGCUCCUCGGUCACGGAUGACUCGCUGUUAACCGUGCGGACCGUCCAUGUCAACAAGUCCCCCGGUACUCUGAAGGAGGCUCCGGAGGCGACCUGGCCGCCGCCGGGCGCUAAGAUGCGGAUCUCCAAAGCCAACAAGGGCGCGGUGGUGGUGCGGGCGGUCCGGAGGCACCCGUCUCCUCAGCCGGCCAGCCUGGAGAGCCUGGAGGCGGCGUGGAGCGAGAGAGGCGCCCCGGGGGUGACUUCACCGGGGAACGGCGAGUUAGGGGCCGCUGGGAACGGGAUGGAAGGUCCCGGUGGGGGGCCCCCGAGGGGCCGGAAGAAGGGGUUCAGACCCCCCGAUGUCAGGACCAUCUUCACCCCCGGAGAGAAGGACCCGAGGGUGAGACAGGAGUCCGGGGAGGGACACACCUUCCUGCCCGGAGGCGAGAACACCUGGUGUGACGUGUGCUGCCACUACAUCUUCCAGCAUGGUCUCACCUGUGCAGGCUGUAAGUACACGUGUCACGCUGCGUGUCGGGACCGAGUGUCUCUGGACUGUCACCCUGCAGGCUCACCUGUCAGUCCGGACCAGCUCAACAACAACACACCGCCACAUGAUGUGGAGAAAGAGAGGGAGCUGCGGACAGAGUUCAGCAGGGAUGAGAUCAGGCAGAAGAUCGAGCAGUACAACACUCUGACCAGAGACCACCUGAAAAUGACACUCAGUGCGACUGGUGUGUAUACUGGUUUCAUCAAAGUCCAGAUGGAUCUGAGGCGGCCGGUGACGGUGCGAGGAGGUCAGAGAGGAGCAGGAGGAGCGCUGGUGGAGGAGGCCUUCUACCUGCCCCGAGGAGUCACCAACACACUCCACAUCAGCUCCCACAACACAGUCAGACAGGUGAUCGUCGCCCUGCUGAACAAGUUCACCGUCGCAGACAACCCGGCGAAAUACGCCCUGUACAAACGCUACCGCAGGGAGGAGCAGGUGUAUGUGUGUAAGCUGGCGGAUGGCGAGCAGCCGUUGUUUCUUCGUCUGGUGGCGGGACCCGACACCGACACGCUCAGCUUCGUUCUGAGAGAACAACAGACGGGAGAAGUCAUGUGGGAUGCCUUCUCCAUCCCCGAGCUGCGUAACUUCCUGCGGAUUCUGGACAAAGAGGAGGACGAGCAGAAGGUGGCGGUGAUUCGCCGCUACGAGUCGUACCGCCAGAGACUGCAGGAGGCGCUGCGGGAGGUCAGGGGUCACUCUUAGAGGAUCCGCCUCCUCCAGAACAGGACUACUGCCCCCUAGAGGCACGGAGGAGGAACAGCAGGAGGAGGAUAUAUUUUUUGUGUUUUGACCUCCUCGGAGCAGGAGGAAUAAAGUGUGAGAGAGAGAAGAGAGAAGUUCCUGCGCCUGGAAGAAGGGAUGAAACGGACAGAACGAAGGAUGAUUUAAAGAAAAUAAACUGACAGACAACAAGCAAAGGAUGAAGAGACAAAAACCGGCUGCUGGAGUUUGUUUCAGCCUGGAAUAAAGACUUCAAACCGCUGCCUGCUCGCACCAAAGAUCCACUUCACUGUGCCAUAUUCAUCAUUCA
Messenger RNA from Centropristis striata (black sea bass), 2030 nucleotides. It is a transcript of the gene rassf3, whose product is annotated as Ras association domain family member 3. NCBI's taxonomy places the organism in Eukaryota, Metazoa, Chordata, Actinopteri, Perciformes, Serranidae. Gene Ontology annotation, biological process: signal transduction. Gene Ontology annotation, cellular component: cytoplasm. The record is from RefSeq and is a predicted model, not a curated record.